Astyanax mexicanus (Mexican tetra) is the source of this 1575-nucleotide messenger RNA. It is a transcript of the gene socs4, whose product is annotated as suppressor of cytokine signaling 4. The coding region runs from base 64 to 1419 and encodes 451 amino acids. Gene Ontology annotation, molecular function: 1-phosphatidylinositol-3-kinase regulator activity. NCBI's taxonomy places the organism in Eukaryota, Metazoa, Chordata, Actinopteri, Characiformes, Acestrorhamphidae. The transcript has 2 exons. The record is from RefSeq and is a predicted model, not a curated record. Gene Ontology annotation, biological process: phosphatidylinositol phosphate biosynthetic process; intracellular signal transduction. Gene Ontology annotation, cellular component: phosphatidylinositol 3-kinase complex.
UCUCUUUCUCUCUCUCUCUCUCUCUCUCUUUGUGAAGGGCAGGAAAUCUCUGAGGGGUUGAACAUGAGAGCGCUUCGAAGGCGGGACACACACACACACACACACACACACACACUGCUGCUCUGCUCACUCCCUGCUCACUCUGUGCUGAACACUGAACACACACACUCUCACUCAGAGCUGCAGAAAUGGGACGAUCCGGCUUGUAAGGACUUUUUCCAGCUCUGUCCCAUGAUUUAUGGCAAGAAUUCCUCUCUCAGUGGUCCUGCAGCAGCGAUGUCGGAGAAGAAGUCCCGAAACUCGGACACUCGUCCCAAAGCCCUGCGCAGCUGGAGCGUGGACAGCUACAUCCGCAGCGCCAAGAAGCGUUCCCGCUCGGCCCGGGACUCCACGCCCAGAGCCGAGGAGGGGGACGGCCUGGAGGACCACCAGAGCACCCGCUCGGCCUCGUGCCCCCGCAGGCGGCGGGACAGGAAGUGCAGCUGCUCGGCUUUGGGCGAGGUGGAGGCGGAGACCGGCAGGAAGGCGCUUUCCCGAAGAUCUUUGCGGCAGAAGUUCCAGGACGCAGUCGGUCAGUGUCUUCCGUUACGUAACCAUCACCACCAUCACCACCACCACCAUCACCACCACCAGUCUGGUGCUUCAAGACCGUUCUCAGUGCUGCUCUGGUCCAAGCGUAAAAUCCACGUUUCUGAACUUUUAGAAGAGAAGUGCCCUUUCUCGCCCAAGUCGGAGCUCGCCCAGUGCUGGCACCUGAUCAAACAGCACCAGAGCAAUGCGUCUCUGGGCAUAGACGCCAACCGCCAAGGCCUUCCCACGUCUCCUCCAGCCUUUAUCUCUUGGGACGAGGUCAGCUCCACUGGAGCGUCCAGUCUGGACGAUUGGGACCCUUCGUUCGUGAGCGGUACAUCUCAAUGCUGCGCCCAUACUGACUACAUCCUGGUGCCAGACCUCCUCCAGAUAAACAACAGCUCAUGCUACUGGGGCGUCUUGGAUCGAUUCGAGGCUGAGCAGCUUCUCGAAGGUCAGCCUGAAGGAACCUUCCUGCUGAGGGACUCGGCUCAGGACGAGUACCUGUUCUCGGUCAGUUUCCGGCGCUACAGUCGCUCCCUGCACGCCCGGAUCGAGCAGAGCGGGAAGCGCUUCAGCUUCGACGGCCGGGACCCCUGCAUGUACCGAGACCCCAGCGUGACUGGACUCCUGAAGCACUACAGCGACCCGGCGUCCUGCCUGUUCUUCGAGCCGCUCCUGUCCCGCCCCCUGCCCAGGAACUUCCCCUUCUCGCUGCAGCACCUGUGCAGGGCGCUGAUCUGCAGCUGCACCACCUACCAGGGCAUUAACGCUCUUCCACUGCCGCACACUCUCAGGGACUAUCUCCGGCAGUACCACUUCCGGUGCGACGGGGCGUGUGCUGUGUGAUGCUGACAAAUGACACUGAAAAAUUACUUGCACACAGUCUCGGCACUGACGACCUGUUAGGAGGUUCUUACGGUAUAUCAUUUUUUAUUUAUAAUCUGUUUCAAAUUCAUAUCCCAUGUUCUAAUCAAUUAGAAAGGCCAACUACCCAACCUGCUU